AUGGAAAACCCCAUUGAAUCGGAAGCGCUGGAAGAAGAAGAAGACCUGAACAGAACUUUUGUCAUCGAUGAUGAUGAUGAAAUAGUCUCGAGAAGGUUCAACACAUGGUGCCUGGACCAUGAAACCUCAAAGGAGGCAUGGUUAAGUGACGACAUCAUAUUCUGGUAUCUGAAGCAUCUUUGCGCAAAAAGCACAAAGUAUGAAACUUUGGAUCCAAUUAUGUGGGAAAUGUACAAAAGAGAAGGAAUCAUGCUCAUAAAGCAAAAACUUUGGAGCACGAAAACCUACUUUUUCCCAGUUUGCGAAAAUAACCACUGGAUCCUUUUGGUGAUAAGCUUAACUGGAAUCUGGUACGCAAACAGCUUCCUACGUGAACCCGAAGGAAAAGUUCAACAGUUUAUUGAGGAAUUGGGGACUGAACGGAAAAAGUUCGACACUCCAAAUCCCUGCCAGACAGAUGGCAUAAACUGCGGUGUUCAUGUAUGCCUGAUGGCAAAAUCAUGUCUAAAUGACGACUAUUGGUAUACCGAAAAAGAGGUCCAAUCGUUCCGAAAAGAUGUGAAAAAGAUGCUCAGAGCAAACGGAUAUGACCUGUACUCUGAACAAUACCGUGAUUUCCACCAAACAGAUGAAACCACGAAAAAACCAGAAAGUCCAGAAAAAGUGGACACUUCUGAGGUGUCAGUUGAAUCCCCAAUGGAUAUUCCACAUGUUGGUCAACCGGAAGAAGUGGAUAGAGUUUCCAUCCCAAAACUGAUGGACCUAAAACUCGAAUGCCCUCCACAUCUUCUACAAAAAGUUGCUCCAAAAGUGGUCAAACCAAAGGAGAAACCCACUAAACAGAUGGGUAAAGCACGCAAAGUGCCAACUGGAAAACCAGAGGAACUGGUCGUGAAAGUACGAGAAUGGUUCCAAAAAGAGUUCCAAUCGUACAUUCAAGACGGUAGAAGCUUCCAAAGAUUGGAGUGGAUCACCGACGUCCUGACAGCCGCCAUACAAAAGGCCUCUGUUGGGGACACCCAGGCAAUCGAGAAGAUUGUGAAAAGAUGCCCACCCUUGGAAGUGGAAGAGGGUGAGAUGGCAACGCAAACGGAUCCAAAAAGGAUUCCCAAGAAGGGUAACAGCAACCCGACUGGAGAUGGUGACAGCCGCAAAGGGCCACCAGUCUCUCAAAGGGACUCGUACUGGCAAAACCGGACGAAGACCUUUAACCAACUGAUCGGCAAAGAAUCGAAGCAAUGCGAGAUCCCGAUCAGUCAACUUGAACAGUUCUUCAAGAAAACCACCUCUGUCACAAAUGUAACAAAAGAGGUUCUGGAAUCAAAAAGUUCCAAAAUCCCAAAGAUAAAAGUGGGACAGUGGAUUGUAGACCCAUUCACUGAACAGGAAUUGGCAGUUGCUCUUAAGAAAACCAAAGACACUGCUCCUGGAGUUGACGGACUGAGAUACCAUCAUCUAGAAUGGUUCGAUCCUGAUCACAGAAUUCUGACGCCCCUGUACAAUGAAUGCAAGGAGCAUCGGAAGAUUCCAUCACAUUGGAAAGAGGCAGAAACGAUCCUUCUAUACAAAGGAGGAGACGAAUCUAAGCCCGAGAACUGGAGACCAAUCAGUCUCAUGCCAACCAUCUACAAACUAUAUUCGAGUUUGUGGAACCGAAGAAUCCGGUCAGUGAAGGGUGUCAUGAGCAAGUGUCAAAGGGGAUUCCAAGAGCGGGAGGGUUGCAAUGAAAGCAUUGGAAUCCUUAGAACCGCGAUUGAUGUGGCGAAGGGCAGGAAAAAGAACCUGUCAGUCGCCUGGCUCGACCUUACCAAUGCGUUCGGUUCAGUGCCACAUGAGCUCAUCGAGCACACUCUGGAAAAAGUAUGGAUUCCCAGAAGAAAUCGUCCACGUCAUAAAAGACAUAUACAAUGGGGCAUCCAUCCGAGUAAAGAGUAA
Messenger RNA from Caenorhabditis sp. 36 PRJEB53466, 1935 nucleotides. The record is from the annotation of a GenBank genome assembly. NCBI's taxonomy places the organism in Eukaryota, Metazoa, Nematoda, Chromadorea, Rhabditida, Rhabditidae.